Messenger RNA from Cyprinodon tularosa, 2152 nucleotides. RefSeq names its product adhesion G-protein coupled receptor G2-like. Gene Ontology annotation, cellular component: membrane. Gene Ontology annotation, biological process: cell surface receptor signaling pathway; adenylate cyclase-activating G protein-coupled receptor signaling pathway. The transcript has 13 exons. Lineage: Eukaryota; Metazoa; Chordata; Actinopteri; Cyprinodontiformes; Cyprinodontidae. Gene Ontology annotation, molecular function: G protein-coupled receptor activity. The record is from RefSeq and is a predicted model, not a curated record. Bases 5 to 1909 code for a protein of 634 amino acids.
AACUAUGAUUCCAGUUUUUGUUUUACUGCUGCUCCAUCAGUCCUGGGCUCAUCAAGUUUGUAUCAACAUCGCGCACUAUGAACUUGGCGUUACUACACCCAAUGUAACCAUAACUGAAAGGAGGAACGGUGAUGUUCAACCCAUGAAACAUUACGACUACUCUGAAUUUAAAUGCACCCCCAGCAAUGAGACAUGGUUCAACGGAUCGUAUGGUUGUAUAAACUCUACGGCGGAAUCUGAAUAUGUCAUUUAUACCUUAGAAAAUUAUACGAUUUGUUACCUUCUCCACGGACCUUGCAAGAAAGCUGCUAUCCUGUCUGAUUUGAGCAAACUGAAAUAUAUUAACAAUUCCAGGGAGGAAAACAAGAUACUCAUAACCAUAAAGGAAGCAUGUCAAGAUCUCUUCAGAACCAGCCGGGAACUUAAAAAGGCAUUUAUAAGAAUCGAGAAAAAAAUAAUCCUCAGAGUUAUGGAUUUACCGCUGCCUGAGGGUAAUGACUCCCGGGUCGACAACCUGAACUCCUUGUCUGUGAACGUUUCCAAAAUCAGCAAUUCUACUCUCAACGAAUCAGAAGCCAGAAUCCUGAUGGAAGCUCCACAGAUACAGGCCUACGACAAAUCGUUUGUUCCUGAGGUUUGGAUGCCAGUAAACCACCUGAAGAACAUUUCAGAAGAAGAGAGGGUCUUUGGUUUGGUCAGUUACACGGAUCACAGCCAUUUCGAGAUGCACAAUGAAACUAUUUCAUCAAUGGUUCUCAGGAUCGAGCUACGGGGGAACCGUCAGCUUAAGGACCUCACCACACCGAUCGAAAUAAUUUUCAGGGUUAUGACGCCUCAAAAUAACGAUUCUGAGUUACAGUGUCACUACUUUGAUGAAAGUGAUUUUUACUGGAGAACUGAUGGAUGUGAAACUCACACUAAGCAAGAUAUUGUUAACUGCGCCUGCAACCAUGCAACACCCUUCGCCGUCCUACUGAUAAGAUUGCCAAUAAGUGAAGUCCAUUGGGAAAUAUUGUCUUACAUCAGUUACAUAGGCUGUGGCCUUUCUGCUUUCUUCAGUGCCUCAUCUAUUGUAGUAUAUGUGUUCAACAGAAGCAACAAAAUGGACGUUACUAUGUAUAUCAAUGUAUCUCUGAGUGGAGCCUUGUUACUCCUCAAUUGCACCUUCCUCUUGACUGAAUGGGGGGCCACUGUGAAGCUUGAGUGGGUGUGUGAGUUCUUGGCUGCGGUCAUGCAUUACUCCCUGCUGUCCUGUUUCACUUGGAUGGCUAUAGAGGGACUGCACCUCUACCUAAUGCUGAUAAAGGUGUUCAACACUUACUACAAACGGUACCUGCUCAAACUGUCUCUUGCUGGAUGGGGGAUUCCUUUGGUAAUUGUGGCAACUUCUUUGUGUUUGAAAGACAUUAAACAGUUUUAUGGAGUUAAACAGUUAACCAUGACAGAUACCAAUGAAACCAAUGCCAUCUGUUGGAUCACAGAUGACACCUUCUUCUACUCUGUAAACAUUGUUUAUUUUGCUCUUGUAUUCAUCUUUAACACUGGUAUACUAGUGGCAGUGGGCUCAAGCAUCUGUAAGAUGAGACGAGUGUUAAUGAGAACCUCAAAGCAUAGAGCUAUCAUCAGUGGAAAGUCAUGGGGAGUUCCAGAGAGGUUCAAAACAUCCUGCCAGAGUAGUCUCACUUUACUGGGCCUUACCUGCCUGACGGGAAUGACUUGGGGUCUUGCCUUCCUGGGAUCUGGCUACAUCAACUACCCAGUUCUCUAUCUUUUUUGCAUCCUGAACUCCUUACAAGGCUUCUUUAUUUUCAUGUGGAUCUGUCUCUCGGCCAAGAAGCAACAGAGGAGAGUAAUGGAGGAUAAACUGUCUUCAAACCCUGUGAUGACUUCAGACACCAAAACCGAGUAGAACUCCUAUUCCUCUGGAUGGAUCCAAAAAAUAAUCUGCUUAUAUAGAUGUUUGCAUGUUUAAAGGAAGGAAAUCUUGUUAGAAAUCUGUACUUUCUUUAAAUACUUUUAUCCACUUUGCAACUACAUAUUUUAAGCCUGGAAAUAUUUGAAGAAAUCUAGACUGUAACUUGUUGAAAUGUAAUCACAGCUUACUUUUGCACUUUUUGUGGAAAAUCAGCACAACUAAAGCGCUGUUUCACUU